Spea bombifrons (plains spadefoot toad) is the source of this 1833-nucleotide messenger RNA. RefSeq names its product poly(A) binding protein interacting protein 1 (gene PAIP1). Gene Ontology annotation, molecular function: RNA binding; protein binding; translation activator activity. Bases 86 to 1558 code for a protein of 490 amino acids. The record is from RefSeq and is a predicted model, not a curated record. NCBI's taxonomy places the organism in Eukaryota, Metazoa, Chordata, Amphibia, Anura, Pelobatidae. Gene Ontology annotation, biological process: regulation of translational initiation. The transcript has 11 exons.
GUGGGGCGAGCACUGCGCUCGAGCCCGGGGGGCUGGUCCUGCUCGAACGCCGAGCUCAGCUCAAGGAUCGAUUCAAUUCCGCGCUAUGUCUGACGGCUUCGACCGAGCCCCGGGGGCAGGCAGGAGCAGAGGACGCGGGGUACAGAACCUGAACACGGGGGUAGCUAGAGGCCGCGGCCGGGGAGUUGAGGGGACGGAGAGCGGUAAAGUUGCAGGCUUCAGGGCCCAAAACGGCGAAGAGGAAGCCGGGAAAUCCCCUGUAAACAAAGCCGGAGGUGUUCACCAGCAGGAGCCGCUCAGACCGCCUCGCAGCGGCCCGCCCGUGGGACCCGAGCCUGCAGCAGCUCAGCAGAGUCGGAAGAAGUCUCCUCCGCCAGCACACAAACCCGCUCAGAUAAACUCCAUGGCGGUGUCCAAAGCUCAGCCGGCAGAGCCGAAAGCUGUCCUCUCCAACCUGUCUGUGACGGCGGCGGAGUUCUAUCCUCCGGGGUACUCUGUCGAAGGCAAUAACUAUGUUGAUGAGAACGGCGGGUAUCCAGUCCUUCCAGAACCGACACUCGCAGAAUACGUCCAGGACAUCUUAAAUCAUUUGACUGAACAGCCUGGCAGUUUUGAGGCAGAAAUUUACCAGUUUGCAGAUGUACUAAACAGCUGGGUCACCACAGACGACCUGUUAAAAGAACUUGUCGAGCUCGUGUAUCAGCAGGCAACAUCUGUCCCCAAUUUCUCGUACACCGGAGCUCGUCUGUGUAAUUACUUAUCUCUUAACCUCCAGCUAAACCCACAGAACAGUAGCUUCAGAGGCUUGUUGCUUAAGAGGUGUCAAACAGAAUUUGAAAAGAGAGAUCAGGCAGCAAAAGGAGACCUUGCCACGAGAAAAAGCUUCCAUUCCUUUGUACUGUUUCUAGGUGAACUUUAUCUCAACCUGGAGAUAAAGGGAGCAAAGGGACAAGUGACUCGGGCAGAGAUCCUUCAAAGCGGCCUCAAAGAACUACUAAACGCUUUAUUCACCAACCCUGUGGAUGAUAACCUCAUCUGUGCCGUAAAGCUUCUGAAGUUAACCGGAUCGGUAUUGGAGGAUGUGUGGAAAGAGAAGGGGGUGUCCUACAUGGAAGAGGUGAUGCAGAGGAUGAAGAAUGUAGUGCUGGACGCAGACUGUAGCAGGUUGAAAAUGGCAAUUAGCAUAUCUCAAGACGUGAAGCAGAUGCUACUGAAACUGGUAGAACUUCGUUCAAGUAACUGGGGACGGGUCCAGGCAGCUUCAACCUACAAAGAAGCGACUCCUGAAAACGAUCCCAAUUAUUUCAUGAAUGAACCCACGUUUUACACAUCGGAAGGAGUCCCCUUCACCGCAGCCGACCCUGACUAUCAAGAAAAGUAUCAGGAACUGCUGGACAGAGAAGACUUUUUCCCCGACUAUGAGGAGAACGGAACAGACCUAAGUGGUGGUGGAGAUGGCUACCUUGAUGACUUUGAUGACGACGAGAUGGACCCAGAAAUGGAGGAAGCAUAUGAGAAAUUCUGCUUGGAGUCAGAACGCAAAAAAAAAGCCCAGUAAAUACCCCGUUGGUGCGCUGUUGGCAUUUCAGGGCAGGUCCAGUAUGUUUAGAAGACAGGGGCAAAUAUGACUUUAUUAUACCAAAAUUAAGAUUGAACUCAUUGGAAACCUUAAUUUUAUGCAAAGUCUUUGUUAAACUGAAUGCCAAAAAACCCAAGUAUAAACGGAACCCUGUAACUUAAAGAAAUGGACGUUUGUGUAUAUAUAUUAUAGUUUAUUUUAUGUACAGUAAAAAACAGUAUGUUUUGGCUUCAAUAAAAAUUUUGAUUUCCGAA